Messenger RNA from Urocitellus parryii (Arctic ground squirrel), 888 nucleotides. RefSeq names its product prolyl-tRNA synthetase associated domain-containing protein 1. Gene Ontology annotation, molecular function: aminoacyl-tRNA deacylase activity. The record is from RefSeq and is a predicted model, not a curated record. NCBI's taxonomy places the organism in Eukaryota, Metazoa, Chordata, Mammalia, Rodentia, Sciuridae.
CUCCGGAAGGUGCGCACGCUGGGCUUCCGGCUCGGCUGUCAACCCUCCGGCACUUCCGCCUCCGGCUGUCGGCGUGGCGGUGGAAUGGCUGGCUCUGAGUUGCGUGCAGCGCUGGAGCAGCGACUCGAUGCCCUUGCCAUCCGCACGGAGGUUGUGGAACACCCCGAGGUGUUUACAGUUGAAGAAAUGAUGCGUCAUAUCCAGCAUCUGAAAGGAGCACAUAGUAAGAACCUAUUUCUUAAAGACAAAAAGAAAAAAAACUAUUGGUUGGUGACAGUUCUUCAUGAUAGACAAAUUAAUUUAAAUGAUCUUGCCAAACAGUUAGGUGUUGGGAGCGGAGGUCUGCGAUUUGCUGAUGAAACAGUCAUGCUAGAAAAGCUGAAAGUUGGUCAAGGCUGUGCCACACCUCUGGCCCUCUUCUGUGAUGAUGGAGAUGUAAAAUUUGUUCUGGAUUCUGCUUUUCUGGAAGGUGGACACGAAAAGGUAUACUUUCAUCCAAUGACCAAUGCUGCAACCAUGGGAUUGAGCCCUGAAGACUUUCUUACAUUUGUGAAGAUGACAGGACAUGAACCCAUAAUACUAAAUUUUGAUAAAAAUUAAUGCUCCGGAUAACUGUAUUUCUGAAAAGUCUUGUAAUUUUAUUUUUUUUAAAAUGAAUUAUAUAUAAGAUUUAUUGAAUCUUAAGAAUUCAGGCCUAGAAGAAAAUAGGCCUUGGGGUGAAGUAAGGACAUGGAGUUUUUAUUUUAUUUCUGGUACCCUAUUUUAUCCCCCACCCCCCACUUUUUUUUUCCUGGUAAUGAAAGUAGUACCAGGAGGCAGGAACAGGGGAGAGAAAGGGGAGGUAUUGGAGGGAAAAAAAAAUGACCAUAUUAUAUAGUUAUAUUGCGU